This is a messenger RNA of Diospyros lotus (date-plum), 4040 nucleotides long. RefSeq names its product protein transport protein SEC31 homolog B-like. Gene Ontology annotation, biological process: intracellular protein transport; endoplasmic reticulum to Golgi vesicle-mediated transport; endoplasmic reticulum organization. The record is from RefSeq and is a predicted model, not a curated record. Gene Ontology annotation, cellular component: COPII vesicle coat; endoplasmic reticulum exit site. NCBI's taxonomy places the organism in Eukaryota, Viridiplantae, Streptophyta, Magnoliopsida, Ericales, Ebenaceae. Gene Ontology annotation, molecular function: protein binding; structural molecule activity.
AAAGAAUUCUAUAAGGUAACAGAAACCAAAGAGAGAGAGAGAGAGAGAGAGAGAGAGAGUCCCUCUGGCUCUACUCUUUAACAUUGUCACGAUCUGCGUAUUGAGAUUUCCUAAAUUCCCAGCCAAAUCACAGACUCUCUAACCCUAGAUCCCAGGUUUCUAUAUCCAUUCGCACACGUAAAUAUAUUCGCGCGCACACAAUUGUGUGUGAAUCUUAGGUUUUGGCCAUGGCCUGCAUAAAAGGGGUGAACAGAUCGGCGUCCGUGGCGUUUGCUCCGGACGCGCCGUACCUGGCGGCGGGGACAAUGGCUGGGGCGGUGGAUCUGUCAUUUAGUUCGUCGGCCAAUCUGGAGAUCUUCAAGCUCGACUUCCAGUCGGACGAUCGUGAGCUGCCAGUGGUCGGCGAGUCACCGAGUUCCGAGCGAUUCAAUCGCUUGUCGUGGGGGAAGAACCCGUCUCCCUCCGAGGAGUUGUCUCUCGGUCUCAUCGCGGGUGGCCUGGUAGAUGGCAAUAUUGGGAUUUGGAAUCCUCUUGCUUUGAUCCGCGCUGAGGCAAAUGAAAAUGCUCUUGUUUCACAACUAUCGAGGCAUAGAGGACCUGUUCGUGGCCUAGAAUUCAAUGCUCUUUCACCCAACCAUCUUGCUUCCGGAGCUGAUGAAGGCGAAAUCUGCAUAUGGGAUAUGGCAAAACCUACAGAACCUACCCAUUUUCCUCCUCUCAAGGGUAGUGGAUCUGCUACUCAGGGUGAAAUUUCAUUCUUAUCUUGGAACAGCAAGGUUCAACAUAUAUUAGCAUCCACUUCAUAUAAUGGGACAACUGUGGUUUGGGACCUGAAGAAGCAAAAGCCAGUGAUUAGCUUUUCAGAUUCAAAUAGAAGGCGGUGCUCAGUUUUACAAUGGCAUCCUGAUGUGGCAACUCAACUUAUUGUUGCUUCAGAUGAUGACAAUUCACCUUCUUUGAGGCUUUGGGAUAUGCGCAACAUAAUGUCACCAGUGCGGGAGUUUGUGGGGCACACUAAAGGUGUCAUUGCAAUGUCAUGGUGUCCCAGUGACAGCUCUUAUUUGCUUACAUGUGCCAAAGACAAUCGAACUAUUUGCUGGGACAUUGUAUCUGGAGAGAUCGUCUCUGAAUUGCCAGCUGGAACCAACUGGAAUUUUGAUGUGCACUGGUAUCCAAAGAUACCAGGGGUUCUAUCAGCAUCUUCCUUUGAUGGAAAAAUUGGGAUUUAUAAUAUUGAGGGUUGUAGCCGGUAUGGCAUUUCAGAGGGUGAUUUUGGCGCAGCACCUUUGAGAGCCCCAAAGUGGUAUAAACGUAAAGCAGGGGUGUCUUUUGGUUUUGGAGGCAAGCUUGUUUCUUUUUCCACAAAGGACUCUGCACCUGGAGUUUCAGAGGUUUAUGUGCAUAACUUAGUUACAGAGCAAAGUUUGGCAAGCCGCUCUUCUGAAUUUGAAGCUGCAAUGCACAAUGGAGAGAGAUCUUCAUUGAGGCUUUUAUGUGAAAAAAAAUCACAGGAGGCCGAAACUGAGGAUGACAGAGAGACCUGGGGAUUCUUGAAGGUUAUGUUUGAAGAUGAUGGGACAGCAAGGACGAAACUACUUACACAUCUUGGUUUCAGUCUACCUACUGAAGCGAAAGAGACCAUUCAGGAUAAUCUGUCUCAGGAAGUAAGCGCUAUUGGUCUUGAAGAGAAGGCAGCAGAUAAAGGAGAAUAUGCUGUGAAUAAAGAAAUUGCUGCCUUCUUGAGUGAUAAUGGGGAAGAUUUCUUUAACAAUCUUCCAAGUCCUAAAGCUGAAACACCUGUGUCAGAUGCUGGGGCUAGCUUUAACAAUGCAGGCUUUUCUCCCAAUGUCAAAGAUGUGCAGCAGGAAGUUGAUGGAGAAGAGGAGAGUGCUGACCCAUCAUUAGAUGAUGCUGUUCAACGUGCAUUGGUUGUUGGGGAUUAUAAAGGGGCAGUUGCACAGUGUAUAUCUGCAAAUAAAAUGGCUGAUGCUUUAGUUAUUGCUCAUGUCGGUGGCUCUUCCUUGUGGGAGAGCACACGCGAUCAAUACCUAAAGACGAGUCGUUCUCCGUACUUAAAGGUUGUUUCUGCAAUGGUUAACAAUGAUCUUCUGAGCCUUGUUAACACCAGGCCGCUGAAAUUGUGGAAAGAGACCCUUGCUUUACUUUGUACUUUUGCACCAAGAGAGGAGUGGACUCUUCUUUGUGACACCCUUGCUUCUAGGCUUAUGGCUGUUGGUAAUACACUAGCUGCGAUUCUUUGUUAUAUCUGUGCUGGAAAUAUCGACAAGACUGUGGAAAUUUGGUCCCGGACUUUAGCAUUAGAGCAUGAGGGAAAAUCCUAUGUUGACCUUCUUCAGGAUUUAAUGGAAAAGACUAUAGUCCUUGCUUUGGCAACUGGGCAGAAGCAAUUUAGUGCUGCUUUGUGCAAGCUCGUUGAGAAAUAUGCUGAGAUACUAGCAAGUCAGGGGCUUUUAUCUACAGCAAUGGAAUACUUAAAAUUGAUGGGAACUGAUGAAUUAUCUCCUGAGCUUAUCCUUUUACAAGACAGGAUUGCGCGGUCAACAGAAGUUGAAAAAGAGGUAACCAACUCUGUGGCUUUUGAUAACUCUCAGUCACAUACAGGACCAACAUAUGGUGCCAAUCAAUCCAGAUUUGGUGCAGCUGAUGCCUCUCAGCAUUAUUAUCAGGAAAUGACAGCACCACAACUGCAGCAGAGUGUUCCAAGUAGUCCUUAUGGGGAAAAUUACCAACAGCAACUUGGCUCUUCUUAUGGGAGAGGUUAUGGUGCUCCUGCCCCGUAUCAGCCAGCUGUGCAGCCUCUAAUAUUUCUUCCAUCCCAGGCACCUCAAGCCCCUCAGAUGAACUUUUCUGCACCACCUGUUUCCAACCAGCCUACAGUGAAACCCUUUGUUCCUGCAACCCCUCCUGUGUUGAGAAAUGUGGAGCAAUAUCAGCCGCCAACAUUGGGUUCACAGUUAUAUCCUGGAACUGCCAACCCUAGUUUCCAGGCUGGGCCUCCUGGAACUGGUUCAAUUGGCCAUAAUCCAUCUCAAGCAGGUUCAGUUCCACCUAAGAUGCCUCAGGUUUUGGCUCCAACCCCAGCGUCUAUGGGAUUUAUGCCUAUUAAUAGUUCUGGAGUUCAAAGGCCUGGGAUGGGGCCUCCACAGCCACCCAGCCCUACUCAGCCAGCACAAGUGCAACCAACCAUAACUCCUGCAGCUCCACCACCUACAGUACAGACAGCUGAUACUUCAAAUGUACCUGCUCCGCAAAGGCCUGUUAUUGCCACUUUGACUAGACUUUUUAAUGAGACAUCAGAAGCGCUGGGAGGUUCACGUGCAAAUCCAGCUAAGAAACGGGAAAUAGAGGACAAUUCAAGGAAAAUAGGUGCCCUGUUUGCAAAGCUUAACAGCGGUGACAUAUCUAAAAAUGCUGCUGAAAAGCUCAUUCAACUAUGCCAGGCUUUGGACAACGGUGACUUCAGUACUGCCCUUCAGAUCCAGGUACAACUGACCACUAGUGACUGGGAUGAAUGCAAUUUUUGGCUUGCCACUCUUAAACGGAUGAUCAAGACUCGGCAGAAUGUUAGAUGAAUUUAAAGGAUAAAUUCCAACGAGCAUCAUGGUCGUAACCCCAUUUUGCAGUCCAUUUUGUUUGGGAGGGUCUCAUAAGGGCCAGUGAGCCCUUUCUAUGUAUACAAAGAACAAGUCUCAGCUUCAUAGGUGACGGGUGGUAGUGUUUUGGUUCUUUUAGUGUUCUCAGCCGCUGUCUCCUCCCAAUUUCUAAUUUGAUGCAGAAGAUAGAGGAGGAGUUUUCUCAGGGUAAAAAUGGGCUUGACUGUUUGUUUUUCACUUUAUUAUACUUUUUUGUUUCUCCUUAGCAUGGACUAUGGACAUUUAGAGUUUGGGUUUUGAUUUAUAUGUAUGAUUUAGUCCAUAAAUUUUUUUUCUACAGUUGAUCCUGUGAUUUGUUUUGGGUCAAUAGUUUCUGACAUUUUCCCCCCACUAGGGUUUUAUGUGAAAGAGCCAUUGUUUUGUACU